Setaria italica (foxtail millet) is the source of this 1747-nucleotide messenger RNA. Its product is annotated as ent-cassadiene C2-hydroxylase. The transcript is spliced from 2 exons. The record is from RefSeq and is a predicted model, not a curated record. Gene Ontology annotation, molecular function: iron ion binding; monooxygenase activity; oxidoreductase activity, acting on paired donors, with incorporation or reduction of molecular oxygen. Lineage: Eukaryota; Viridiplantae; Streptophyta; Magnoliopsida; Poales; Poaceae. Bases 87 to 1631 code for a protein of 514 amino acids.
UUCUGUCUUUUGGGAUAAUUGUCAAAGCAACACUUGACUUGUGCUCUGCUUCUUCCAUCCACUCAAUCAUUCGAGCACCAGCCACCAUGGCUGCGGCCAUGGCGUCGCUCCCGCUGCACCUGCUCCUCCUCCUCCCACUCCUUGCCGUCGUCUCAUUCCUGUGGCUCCACCGUGCGGUGUCGCGCCGGCGAGGGCGAGGCGGCGGCGCGCGGCUGCCCCCGUCGCCGUGGGCGCUCCCGGUGAUCGGCCACCUGCACCACCUCGCGGGCGCGCUUCCGCACCGCGCCAUGCGCAACCUCGCGGCGCGCCACGGCGAGCUCAUGCUGCUCCGCCUCGGCGGUCUCCCCGUCGUCGUCGCCUCCUCCGCGGACGCCGCCCGGGAGGUGAUGCGGGCGCGCGACCUCGACUUCGCGACGCGCCCCGUGACGCGGAUGGUGCGGCUGGUCAUCCCCGACGGCGCCGAGGGCAUCAUCUUCGCGCCCUACGGCGGCGGGUGGAGGCAGACCCGCAGGAUCUGCACCGUCGAGCUGCUCAGCGCCCGCCGCGUCCAGUCCUUCAGGCCCGUCCGCGAGGAGGAGGCCGGCCGGCUCCUCCGCGCCGUGGCGUCGGCGGCGCCGCCGGCGUGGGCGGUGAACCUGAGCGAGCUGCUGUCCGUGUACGCGGCCGACUCCUCGGUGCGCGCCAUCAUCGGGAGCCGGUUCAAGGACCGGGACACGUUCCUGGCCAUGCUGGAGCGCGGGCUCAAGCUGUUCGCCAAGUUGAGCUUGCCGGACCUCUUCCCGUCGUCACGCCUCGCCAUGCUCGUCAGCCGAAUGCCCGGCCGGAUGAAGCAGCACCGGCAGGAGACGGUUGUGUUCAUGGACGCCUUGGUCCGGGACCACGAGGAGAGCAGAGCAGCUGACGACGGCGACGGCAAGGAGGACCUGCUCGACGUGCUCCUGAGGAUCCAGACGGAAGGCGAUCUGCCGGUGCCACUCACCACUGACAACAUCAAGUCAGUGGUCGGAGACAUGUUCGCCGGAGGCAGCGAGACGGCGGCGACGGCGCUGCAAUGGAUCAUGGCCGAGCUCAUGAGGAACCCGAGAGUGAUGCAGAAGGCGCAAGACGAGGUCCGACGAGCACUUGCCGGACGGCAAACAGUAACAGAGGAUGACCUUGGCGAUCUCCAUUACAUGCGCCUAGUGAUCAAGGAGGCUCUUCGGCUGCAUCCACCCCUGCCACUUCUACUUCCACGAGAGUGCCGGAACUCAUGCCAGGUGCUAGGAUUCGACGUGCCAGCAGGCACCAUAGUGUUCGUGAACGCGUGGGCCAUCGCCAGGGACCCCAAAUACUGGGACAAGCCGGAGGAAUUUGUGCCCGAAAGAUUUGAGGAUGGCAAGAUUGAUUUCAAGGGGACGGACUUCGAGUUCAUACCGUUCGGGGCGGGACGGAGGAUGUGCCCGGGAAUGGCGUUUGGGCUCGUGCAUCUGGAGCUUGCACUCGCUGGCCUCCUUUACCAUUUUGAUUGGGAGCUCCCGCUUGGGAUGGAGGCUGCAGAUCUGGACAUGACGGAGGAAAUGGGAGUCACGGCCCGGCGGCUUCAAGACCUCCGGCUUGUUCCAGUAGUUCGAGUGCCUGUGCCGGUGGAAUAGAUGUAGGAGUGUUUUAUUUGUGUUCUUUGGUGCAGCCGUAGUGUUGGGAACAUGAGCUUCUAAUAUACUACCUCGUUCAUAAAUAUAUAAUGCUUAGAUAAAGCUAGUUAAUUAAA